GAAUUUUUAGACAGUCAUACAUGUACAUGAUUGUAUCACAUGUCGUACUUCAGAAAGUGUUCAUAAUAGCUUUUUCCUUUGCAUUUUUCUUUAGUCUGGCUGGUGGAAAGCCUCCUGCAAUGCCAGUGUUUGAUGGGUGGAGAGAUUGUUUUAGUUAUCUCAAAAAAACGGGGAACUUGUGGCGUGGAUGUAGCAUUUUUCAACGGGUGUUGACAAAACCCGGAUCAGACCUGAUCGGACAAAACAAGACGUUGAAAAAACCCGAAUCAGACGGGGUGGGAUCAAGGAUCGGAUCAUGGAUCGGAUCAUUGAUCGGAUCAUGGAUCGGAUCACAGAUCGGAUCACAGAUCAUGUGAGCGGAUCAUGUUAAUUCAAAUUAGAAAUUUUGCGUGACAAGUUAUUACAUCACAGGCGACGAGCGGGGGAAAAAAAAGACCGAAAUACGAGUGGUCAGCGGUGAAACUAC
This is a messenger RNA of Pocillopora verrucosa, 466 nucleotides long. NCBI's taxonomy places the organism in Eukaryota, Metazoa, Cnidaria, Anthozoa, Scleractinia, Pocilloporidae. The record is from RefSeq and is a predicted model, not a curated record.